CACGGACUGCAAGUCGAUAAAGUGCACCGCGUUUUAGAGUUUCAACAAAGUGCUUGGUUGAAACCAUACAUUGAGUUGAACACUGAAAUGCGGAAAAAGGCGGCAAAUGCUUUUGAAAUUGCAUUUUUCAAACUAAUGAAUAAUGCCGUCUUUGGGAAAACAAUGGAGAACAUGCGGAAACGCAUCCGUAUUGAGCUAAUCUCCAGUCCCGAACGUCUAAGCAAGCUCGUAAACCAACCAACCUUCAACGACUGUAUCAAAUACGGUGAAAGGUUGUGCGCCGUCAUAAUGGACACAAAGAUGGUCAAGUUUAUCAAACCAAUAUACGUCGGUUUAGCAGUGCUUGACAUUAGCAAGACGCUAAUGUACAAGUACUUCUACGACGUAUUGAAACCACAUUAUGGCAGUGCAAUCGAAUUGGUUUACAUGGAUACUGACUCCUUCAUAUACCUACUCAAAGUAGGCGACUUUUACCAGGAUUUAGCUGGUAGCCCCGAUUUACUGGUGCACGUGGACGCAUCUAGCCUGCCCAAGGAUCACCCUUGCUACUCCACCGAUAGAAAGAAGAUGCCCGGCUUGUUUUCAGACGAGACCAGUGGCCUCACUCUCUUUGAGAUCGCUGCACUUCGAUCAAAGUGCUACGCAUUUGACAUGGAAGGCAGCGAACUCAUAAAGUCUAAGGGGAUCCGCGGACACNAUGCAUUUAUUUUUUACAUAGUAUUUUAUCGUUGGUAA
This is a messenger RNA of Daktulosphaira vitifoliae (grape phylloxera), 735 nucleotides long. RefSeq lists its product as uncharacterized. The record is from RefSeq and is a predicted model, not a curated record. Bases 88 to 735 code for a protein of 215 amino acids. Lineage: Eukaryota; Metazoa; Arthropoda; Insecta; Hemiptera; Phylloxeridae. The transcript has 4 exons.